Messenger RNA from Cottoperca gobio, 1445 nucleotides. It is a transcript of the gene cth1, whose product is annotated as cysteine three histidine 1. NCBI's taxonomy places the organism in Eukaryota, Metazoa, Chordata, Actinopteri, Perciformes, Bovichtidae. Gene Ontology annotation, molecular function: metal ion binding; mRNA binding. The record is from RefSeq and is a predicted model, not a curated record. The transcript is spliced from 2 exons. Bases 176 to 1141 code for a protein of 321 amino acids.
GCACUCUUUCGUUGCUUGUGACUCCCUAACAAAGCAGGAGUUUUAGUGUCCAUGCCAUUCUACUAACUAACCAACACCCAGGUCUUUUUUGUUUUUUUUGUAUACCGGUUUAGAGUCUCUUUUCUGCCAGGGUUCACCUCUGAAAUCCUUACAAGCAACUCAUCUAUUUGCAGCCAUGUUUGAGACCAGCAGUGAUGAUUUGUUCCUGCCUUCCUACCAAGAUAAGGAGCUGGUGGACAACCUGCUGUUCAGUGAAGAGUUGGAUGAAGAUUGUGGUGAUGGGCUCUCCCUGGCUAAGGCCCUGCUCCCCCUGGUGGAUUCUUCUUCUUCCCCUCCCCUCAUCCCUUUUGUCUGCUCCACCCGCUACAAGACUGAGCUCUGCACCAGCUACUCGUCUACUGGUUUCUGCAAGUAUGCCGAGCGCUGCCAGUUCGCCCACGGCCUCCAUGAGCUCCACGUUCCCUUCCGCCACCCAAAGUACAAGACCGAGUUGUGUCGCAGCUUCCACACAACCGGCUACUGCUACUACGGCAGCCGCUGCCUGUUUGUCCACAACUCCACUGAGCAGCGCCCCACCUUGCGCCGCCGCAGGAAUGUUCCUUGUCGCACCUUCUGCUCCUUUGGCGUUUGUCCCUUCGGCACCCGCUGUAACUUCCUGCAUGUCGAGGGUAGAGAUGUCGGCAAUGGUCUGGAGUUGCCUGAUGUCGAGAAGACUCUGCCUGUUUCCAGCCCCCAGCUCUACCCACAGACCAAGGAGUGGAAGCCACGUGGAGCUCUGUGCCGCACCUUCAGCUCCUUUGGGUUCUGCCUGUACGGCACACGCUGCCGCUUCCAGCAUGGCCUCCCCAACAAGAUCAAAACAUCCGCGCAGACCCAAGGAGGUUCCUUUUACUCUCGGCUGUCCCCUGGCAGUUCAGGUUUAGCUUCCCCCUCCCUCGUCCCCUUCUCACCAAUCCCUUCCACCUCCUCUUCUCCUCCAUCAGCCUCCUCUCUCACAACUCCGUCUGCAGAGGCCACAGCCCACAACGCCUUCACCUUCUCCAGUCAACACCUAAGCGACCUGCUUCUCCCACUGGCCCUCCACCUGCAGCAGCUGGAGACCAGCAAGGCCCAGCAGAUCUGGGACAACAGGGCGCUCUAACUGGAUGCGGUCGUAGUUAGAAACCAGCACCAGCACUGAACACCACAGCUCUAUUUAAAUCUACUAUUACACUUUUUUUAAUGCACUCCUUUACCUAGGGUGUUUGCUUUUAUAUAUAUUUUUUAAUUUAGGUUGUUGACUUGAGAGCUUGUUUUGGCAGGACUUGAACUGUUAACUUUCAGAUCCAUUAGUCUGCUGAGUUAAUGCUAUGAGUGUACUUUUUUAAAACUAUUGUAAAUACUUAAUGAACUGAGUAAAUGAAAUGGCUGACCUCAGAAUCAUGAAUAAACAAAUUUUAAUCUAA